AUGGUCGCACCGGCUGUGGUCCCCAUCGUCCCGGGACAGAUUCCGAACGCCCCUCAGAUCCUAGACGAUACCCCGGCCAAAGGACCCAAGAUAGGCCUCCCGGACAAGUAUGAUGGCACGAAGGGGCCAAAGGCUGAGGUGUACGUCACGCAAAUCGGCCUAUACGUCCUCUCCAACCCCAGGAUGUUCCCCGACGACUGUAGCAAGGUCAUAUUCUUGAUCUCGUACCUGACCGGCCAAGCCAGCGAAUGGGCCCAACCAUUCACGACGAAGCUGUUUGCUGGACAACCGGUCUUGUACCUCGACUUCGCCACGGCCUUCCAGAUGAUGUACUAUGACACCAAACGGAAAUACCGAGCUGAGAAGGCGCUCCGGCAGCUGAAGCAGACCAAGUCGGUGGCGCACUAUACCUUCUAG
This is a messenger RNA of Puccinia triticina, 417 nucleotides long. RefSeq lists its product as uncharacterized. The transcript has a single exon. Bases 1 to 417 code for a protein of 138 amino acids. NCBI's taxonomy places the organism in Eukaryota, Fungi, Basidiomycota, Pucciniomycetes, Pucciniales, Pucciniaceae. The record is from RefSeq and is a predicted model, not a curated record.